UACACGGCGCGGAUUCCUCCGUCGAGAUCAUAAAAUAUACAAAAAAAAAGGAAGACGUCUCGAGAUCCCUUUGCGCGGCUCCAUUCAAACCACCAAACAACGGAAAAAAAGGGCCAGCCGUCACAUUUGAUUUGAAUUUUAAUUCAAUAAAAAAGUGCACAAGAAAAAUCAUAAUAAUAAUAAUAAAAAAAGGAUAUCGCAGCAGGCAGCAGCAAAUGUAAAUGCCUGUCAUUUCGAGUCCUCCCCCGUGUCCCGUGUCCAUGUGCUGUUGUUCUUCUAGUUGUUGUUGUUGUUAAGUGUUGUUUGUGAAGUCGCGAGGCGUAAAAAAUAUUCAAAUUUCAUGUUGAAAUUACUGCACGCAUUCUUAAAUAAUCCAAUGCCAGCACAAGUGUGCAAAAAAUAAGGAGACUCGGCUCGACUCAAAAGGCGACGCCAAGCGUUUGCUAAUAGGAUUACGCAUCACCUCCGGUGCUGACAGAGUCCAGGAUUAGCAGGAUCCACUUGAAGAGCACCCCAGAACGGCACCGAAAAGACUCCUUGCCCCGCUAUUCAUCAUGUUGCUCAUGGGUUCAUGCCUUGCGUAGCUGCAUUCCAUUCAAACGUCCAGCUUAGCUAUGUGGACAUAUAUGAUGGCUGCCGCCCGCGGAGAUCGGGUCAACACGAUGAUGUCCACCCGGAGACGCCCCGAAACCGAGUCCCCCAAAUACGGUUACAACCUUUCCAACCGUCCCAUGUACCGCACCACCCGUUUUGUUGGCCCCGCCUCCUCGGCGCCCGCUCAACUGCAACUGCCCUGUGGAUCCCAUCAGGCAGCUAUGGGCGUGGCACCUCCACCGCUCGAGGAGAUUAGUGGCGGUUUAUUCGCCCCCUUUGCGCCAACGGCAACGAUUACGCUAGAACAGGCAGCUACCUCGAUUCCAAUGUCAGUGGAUGGCGAGGUUCACCACCUUCACUAUCCACGUCGAAGUUGGCAACGGAAAUAUCGCCAGGGGAAUCAUCGUCAGUCAGGAGUAGAGCCCGAAGAGGAUGAGGACGAGGAUGACGACGACGACGAUGAGGAUGACGAGGAUGAGGAUGGUUUCAGUGCUGCCGUGGGCGAUGAUAACCCGGAGGAGGCGAUUGCUCGGGCUGACCAGCAGCAGAAGCAAAACUAUCAGCCAAAUGCCAGCGAUUCCAGUUAUGUGGAAAAUGGCAGAAAGCUGAUACAGGAACCAAGUAAACGCAGCAAACCAUCGGCUUUAAGACGCACUCUGCAAGCUCUGCGCCAGCGUCUGACUAAAAGGAAUCGCCCCAAACCGCCGGAUUGGUUUCUUGAGAAAUUCUCCAAUGCCACCAAUACGGACAAGAUUGGCAAGGGUUGUCCGGCGAUGGAGGAUGCGGCGCUAUCCAGCGAAAUUCGUGGCUCCAGUGUCCUGUGCAACCGAUUGUCCGUGGAUCCCACACUUCAGUCGCAUUACAGGUGGCUUGCCAUCGUAUCCCUUGCUGUCCUCUACAAUAUCAUCUUUGUGGUGGGACGUGCGGUCUUCUGGGAGAUCAAUAAAAGUGCUCCGGCCGUGUGGUACACACUGGACUACCUGUGCGACUUCAUCUAUCUGCUGGAUACGCUCGUCCACAUGCACGAGGGAUUUCUGGACCAGGGGCUCCUCGUGCGCGAUGCCUUUCGGCUACGCAGGCACUACUUCCACACUAAGGGCUGGUAUCUGGACGUUUUGUCAAUGCUGCCCACGGACUUGGCCUAUAUCUGGUGGCCACCGGAAACGUGUUCCAGUCUAUAUCUUCCAUGUCCCGUGAUAGUGCGUCUGAAUCGACUGCUCCGGAUCAAUCGACUGUGGGAGUGGUUCGAUCGAACGGAGACGGCCACUGGAUAUCCCAAUGCCUUCCGCAUCUGCAAAGUGGUGCUAGCCAUUCUGGUACUGAUCCAUUGGAAUGCCUGCAUGUACUUUGCCAUCAGCUAUGAGAUUGGAUUCAGCUCCGACUCUUGGGUGUACAAUCUAAAUGGAACAAGGAAUAAUACCCUGCAGAGGCAGUACAUCUAUAGUUUCUACUGGUCAACGCUGACACUGACCACCAUUGGAGAAACUCCAACGCCGGAGAACGAUGUGGAGUAUCUGUUUGUGGUGGCCGAUUUCCUGGCCGGCGUCCUUAUCUUUGCCACCAUUGUGGGUAACAUUGGCUCCAUGAUCUCCAACAUGAAUGUGGCACGCGUGGAAUUCCAGAAUCGCAUGGAUGGUGUCAAACAGUACAUGGCCUUCCGGAGAGUGGGUCACGAACUGGAGGCCAGGGUCAUUCGAUGGUUUGCCUACACGUGGUCGCAAAGUGGAGCGCUGGACGAGGAGCGAGUGCUGGCUGCCUUGCCGGAUAAGCUGAAGGCUGAGAUUGCCAUCCAGGUGCACAUGGAUACGCUGAAGCAGGUGCGAAUCUUCCAUGACACAGAACCCGGUCUCCUCGAGGCUCUAGUGCUGAAACUCAAGCUCCAAGUGUUCAGUCCGGGCGAUUACAUUUGCCGAAAGGGUGACGUCGGCAAGGAGAUGUAUAUCGUGAAGCGGGGAAAGCUCUCCGUUGUCGGAGAUGAUGGCAUCACCGUGCUGGCCACCUUGGGUGCCGGAUCUGUGUUCGGUGAGGUUUCCGUGCUGGAGAUUGCUGGCAAUCGAACAGGAAAUCGACGAACCGCCAACGUGAGAUCUUUGGGUUACUCGGAUCUCUUUUGCCUGGCGAAAAGGGACUUGUGGGAGACUCUGUCCGAUUAUCCGGAGGCCAGAUCCACGCUCACUCAGCGAGGAUGCCAGCUGCUGCGGAAAGAUGGCUUAUUGGAUGAGCAGAUUUUCGCGGAUUCCCAGAGGGUACACGAUAGCAUUGAGGGCGGCAUUGAGAAGCUGGAGCUUUCGGUGGAGAACCUCAACAUGCGACUGGCACGUCUUCUAGCGGAGUACACAGCUAGUCAGGCCAAGAUCAAGCAACGCCUGGCCAAGCUGGAGAUGAAUGGCGGCCCUGGCACGUGGCGACUGGAGUGUGAGCCACAGACUCGGGUACGCAGCGGACGCCUCUAUUCGCUGCAGCCCAAGCGGCGCCCACGUUCGCGACCCGACGCGACUGCCAAAAGCGGCGAUGCUGCCAAGCAGAACACGCUCUAAGUCCCCGGAAAACCCGCUGCGAAAAUCCCCGGUCCCCAGUUACCCCCUCCCCACCAAUCCUCAUCUAUCCACCCGAGGCCGGAAAAUAGUGAUAAAUGCAUUAAACUUGCAGGAGCUGUCUGGGCGGGGGGAUAAACCCCCUUUGGCCCCAAGCCAACUGUUAUUUUGGGCUGCAAAAGCGAGUAAAUCAAUUUUUAAUUUUUACAAUUAGUUAGUAGCGAAGGAGGACAGGAGGAGAGGGGCGGUGGGGUAAAGGGGAGUUGUUUGUUCCAAACUUUAUAAAUUUGUAAAAUGAUUCAAAAACUGAAUGUGCCUCAAAAGUGUGUGUGUGCGUGUGUAAAGCUAAGUUAAGUAAAGCGAAAGGGGGAAAGGGAAUAGCAAACGAUGACGGCGGUGGUGAACCAUCUAGUUAACCCACUACGAUCCAAUGUACAUAAUUUAAGCAUAGUCCAAUUUUACACGUGAACUGAAAUUGGUUCGCCUAGGCUAGGAAAAGAUUUUACAAACAUUAACCGAAAAUUUCGAUUAAUAAUCAAACAAAAUCAAAGAAAAAAAUUAUACAGAAACCAUAAAGAAUCAAAUCACAUCAAAUUGACCAAGAAACCGGUGGACAUUGCUGAAAUACUUACGAGGAGGGUUAGAAGGAUGAUGGCUGAUGAUGCACACAAAAUCGAAUUCGAAGAAAGAAAAUGUUAACAACCAAGCUUCCAAAGCUUCCAAACAAAAAUGCAAAACAAAAAAAAGUCAACAAAAACAAAAUUGGUGGAAAAAUCAAAUGAAAUGUAUUUUUAUAUUAGUCCUAGACAUUGAGUGUACGAUGUAUUGUCUAUGUGUAAGUAAAGCUAAAGCUACAGAAUAAACGAGAAUCGA
Molecule: messenger RNA, 4001 nt
Organism: Drosophila eugracilis
Lineage: Eukaryota; Metazoa; Arthropoda; Insecta; Diptera; Drosophilidae
Gene: CngA
Product: cyclic nucleotide-gated cation channel subunit A
Exons: 9
Coding region: 615-3131 (838 amino acids)
Biological process (GO): monoatomic cation transmembrane transport
Cellular component (GO): plasma membrane; intracellular cyclic nucleotide activated cation channel complex
Molecular function (GO): protein-containing complex binding; cGMP binding; intracellularly cAMP-activated cation channel activity
Source: RefSeq, a predicted model, not a curated record